AUGGGAAAGGAGAAGCCCCAUGUUAACUUGGUGAUUAUAGGGCAUGUUGACAGUGGAAAGUCGACCACCACCGGCCACCUGGUGUACAAAUGUGGUGGCAUCGAUCAGAGAAGGCUGGAGAAGUUUGAGAAAGCUGCGGCACAGAUGGGGAAGAGUUCCUUCAAAUUUGCCUGGGUGUUGGACAAGUUGAUGGCUGAGCGGGAGCGAGGGAUCACCAUCGAUAUCUCGCUGCUGAAAUUCAACACUCAAAAAUACACCAUGACUAUAAUAGAUGCUCCUGGCCACCGUGACUUCAUUAAAAACAUGAUAACAGGGACCUCACAGGCUGAUGUUGCCCUCCUGGUGGUCUCUGCAGCUAAAGGGGAGUAUGAGGCCGGUGUGUCCAGAAGUGGGCAGACCAGAGAGCACGCCUUGCUGGCCUACACUCUAGGUGUCAAGCAGAUCAUAGUCUGUGUGAACAAGAUGGACCUGACCGAUCCGCCUUACAGCCAGAAACGCUUUGAUGAAGUGGUGCAAGGCGUGAGCGGCUUCCUGAAGAAGAUUGGUUUUGACCCAAGGACUGUCCCCUUUGUUCCAAUAUCUGGCUGGACUGGAGAGAACAUGAUCACAGCAACUCAGAAGAUGCCCUGGUUCCAAGGCUGGAAAGCCAGACGAAGAGAAGGGAAUGCAACCGGGAGAACACUCCUAGAAGUCCUGGACUCCAUUCACCCACCAGUGCGCAGCAUCAACAAGCCCCUACGAUUACCUCUACAGGAUGUCUACAAAAUUGGAGGAGUUGGGACCGUCCCAGUGGGUAAGAUAGAAACAGGCAUCCUGAAACCUGGCAUGACUCUGAUGUUCUCCCCUGCCAAGCUCACUGCUGAGGUGAAGUCCAUUGAGAUGCACCACCAGGGGCUGGAAACGGCUCUGCCAGGACACAAUGUUGGCUUCAACAUUAAAAACGUGGCUGUCAAGAACCUGCGGCGAGGGGAUGUGGCUGGCAACGCCCAGCAGGAUCCUCCAUCAGAUGUCAGCAGCUUUGAGGCUCAGGUGAUCAUCCUGAACCACCCAGGGAAGGUGAAAGCGGGCUACUCUCCCGUCCUGGACUGCCACACCACCCAUGUGACCUGUCGCUUUGCUGAGCUGAAGGAGAAGGUCGACCGCCGCACGGGCAAGAAACUGGAGGACCAGCCGCAGAUGCUGGUGUCUGGAGAUGCGGCCACAGUCAAGCUGGUUCCCAUCAAGCCCAUGUGUGUGGAGAGCUUCUUCACAUAUCCUCCCUUAGGACGCUUUGCAGCACGAGACCUGAAGCAGACGGUUGCUGUAGGGGUCAUCAAGUCUGUGGAGAAGGAACAAGGGUCCAAACUUAAAGCCCAAGUGUGUAAAUAA
This is a messenger RNA of Chelmon rostratus (copperband butterflyfish), 1368 nucleotides long. RefSeq lists its product as uncharacterized. The record is from RefSeq and is a predicted model, not a curated record. The coding region runs from base 1 to 1368 and encodes 455 amino acids. Gene Ontology annotation, biological process: translation; translational elongation. Gene Ontology annotation, molecular function: translation elongation factor activity; GTP binding; GTPase activity. NCBI's taxonomy places the organism in Eukaryota, Metazoa, Chordata, Actinopteri, Chaetodontiformes, Chaetodontidae. The transcript is spliced from 7 exons.